GAUAAAUUGAAAAUUAACAACGAAGCAUUCUAUUAGAAGAAAGAAAACAAAAUGGCAAAAAUAGAAGAACUCCCCGACGACUUCGACGAAUCCCUCAACCUGAACGAUACCAACCACGCUCACCAGGAAGAUGACAAGAAGACAGAUCCAGUUGUUUCCUCCCUCCCACCCAGCGGCCUAAACGACAUCAUUAAAGAUGCAACUAGCAAUAACGAUAUCUCUUCCCUCCCGAUUUCCGAAGAAACACCCUUCCCCAUUAAUGAGGAACGACUAAAGGAGAUCCAGAAUGACCCCGCAGCUCCCAGGAUGCCGCCGGCCAUGGCGUCGGUCAAGUCGAAUACGACGGAGGACUUGUUGGAUAUGAUGAAUAAGACGCCUUUGUUUAUGACGGACAUCGAGAAGGCGAGGGAUGAGAACGGGGAAAAUUACUACCUAGAUGCCCUCAUGGCGCUUCAGAAUGAAGGUACCAGAGGUGAGGUUGCGCAAAAUUUCAGAGAACAGGGGAAUGAGGCGGCCCGGGAGAAGAGGUGGGGGGAUGCGAAGGAGUUCUAUACGAAGGGUAUUGCUGUAUUGAGGGUGAAGGAGGAUAAGUGGGAUAAGCCUGAGGAUCCUGAGGCGGAGAAGAAACUCCUGCGCGAGUUGGAGGAGGCAGUGUUUGUGAAUCGGGCGUUGUGUAAUUUGGAGUUGAAAAACUACCGCUCUACGACUCUCGACUGCGCCGAAGCCCUCAAGGUCAAUCCGAAAAACAUCAAAGCAUACUACCGUUCCUCCCAGGCGUUGCUGGCUCUGGAUAAGAUACCCGAAGCUUUGGAUGUUGUGACCAGAGGUCUGGCACUGGACUCGAAGAACAAGUCACUGCAACAGGUCUCUUCCAAGAUCAGCGCUCGGAAAGUCGUUCUGGACGAGAUCGCUGCGAAGAAGAAAGCCGAAGUAGAGAAACGCAAGAAGGAGCUGCUGAUCAAAAGCGCUGCGUUGAAGGCCCGCCAGAUACGCACCCGCAAAACCGCCCAACCGCCGGAUAUGGAGGGGGCGGAGAUCCGACUUGUUCCUGAUCCGCUUUCUCCAGAAAGCACGCUGGAAUUCCCCGCUGUCUUUUUGUAUUCUAUGGAUGCACAGUCGGACUUCGUGAAGUCGUUCUCGGAGAUGCAUUGCAUCGCUGAUCAUCUGGAGUACAUUUUUCCCUUGCCCUGGGAUGAGCGGGGGGAGUACACGAUCAGCGGGGUGGAAUGCUUCAUGGACACUGUCUCCGGGGGAUUGAUCAAGGCAGGGAAAAAGGUGCCUCUGCUGAGGAUUCUUUCGGGUGGGAAAGUCGAGGUUGUGGACGAGUUGGUCAAGAUUUACGUAAUACCUACAGGAAAGGUUGGGAAGUUCAUCGAAAAGAUGAAAGAGAGAAAACAAGCAGGAAAUUGAAGAGCCCGUCCUCACUAGCAUAGCACAAUCCGGGGCAUCAUCGGUCGACACUGUUUCAUUCUCACAACUCCCCUGUGGACCCACGCCGCUUGCUCCCGCUCACACCCACACUCGUCCGACUCUUCAGCGCCAGAUCCGCCCUACUCACGACAUUCCUGAACUCCAUCCUUACCCAACGCAUGCGCCGCUUGUACUUUCGGCGAUACCUCCUUAGUCGACGUUGAUAACUGGCGACUUUCUCCUCGAGCCUCUCUCUCCUCGAAAUGGCAGUAUCUUUGAUCAUGCGGAUGACCGUAUCGAGGGACUCGGUGUUCUCAGAAUCGAGCAGGCCCGUUUCGGCAGCUUUGGCGAUGUAGAUGAAGGUGGCCGCUAUGUCUGUUGAGAUUGAGGAGACGAGAGCCGUUUUCUGGGACGGAGAUAGGGAGGGAAGGAGAGCAAGACGGAGCGUGCAGGAGCCGGGUUUAAGUGGUUUUGGAUAUGAACGAGACAUUUGGAUGGUUAACUCGUAUAUUGGGACUGUUUGUUUUCUAGGGUUAUAUGGAUGAUAGUGCCAGGAAGGAAUGUCAGGUAGUUCUACCUUUAUUUAUAUAGAACUAACUGCCAUUUCACGGGUUGGUUAUCCUGUCAAUGCAGUCUGCCUUGAGCCCUUUGAAUCGGUGGACAUUUCUUUAAUGCGCCUCAUGCAUAGAAAGAUAUACAUGUGUUUUCUGCACGCAUCCUGUCUUCUUUGCCAACUGCAGCUAUGGCUAUGCUACAGGUAUUACAACCUUUGCAGCAGAAACACCCUGCUUCUGCCUAUCCAGCCCAGCCUGGACCUUUUCCAGCCCACCCUCGAUAAUAAUCGGAUCUAGCUUAGGCUUCAACUGACCAGACUGCAGAGCCUGAGGGACAAAAUCCCUCCAAACGGCAUUAGCUACAUCUUGGUACUUUGUAGCUAUAUUUGCCGCGAAUACUGCCAUUUUAUCAGCAGACAUGCACACAGAGAAAGAGAUAAGAAAACUUACGCCCCGAAGCCGUAACACCAACAGGCAACUUUCUCGGCGGAUUCAACACAGUCGCAGCCUUCCCCUUCAAUCGACCCAUAAUCCCU
Monascus purpureus is the source of this 2500-nucleotide messenger RNA. NCBI's taxonomy places the organism in Eukaryota, Fungi, Ascomycota, Eurotiomycetes, Eurotiales, Aspergillaceae. The record is from the annotation of a GenBank genome assembly.